Molecule: messenger RNA, 581 nt
Organism: Lemur catta (Ring-tailed lemur)
Lineage: Eukaryota; Metazoa; Chordata; Mammalia; Primates; Lemuridae
Gene: HIGD1B
Product: HIG1 hypoxia inducible domain family member 1B
Exons: 4
Coding region: 197-496 (99 amino acids)
Biological process (GO): mitochondrial respirasome assembly
Cellular component (GO): mitochondrion
Source: RefSeq, a predicted model, not a curated record
GCAGAGGAGGCAGUGAACUUGAAAUGGGCUGGGGAGAAGGCAGAUGUUAGGAAGAUGAGAUGGAGAAAUGGCACUAGUGGUCCAGCCCCCUGAGACAGGACACCUGGGAAGGACAUCUUUUCAAGAAGAGGCUGUGCUUGGCAUGGACUAGGCAGAAGCUGAUGAGCCCCAGCUAUUAACUUCCGGGCCCAGGAUUAUGUCUGCUAACAAAGGCUGGUGGGUGCCAUCUGAGGGCGAGGACAGCGUGUCUGAGAAGUUCCUGAGGAAGACCCGGGAAUCUCCGCUGGUGCCUAUAGGCUUGGGAGGCUGCUUGGUGGUAGCAGCAUACAGGAUUUACCGGCUAAAGGCUCGGGGCCCCACCAAGAUGUCCAUACACCUGAUUCACACCCGCGUGGCAGCGCAGGCCUGUGCUGUGGGCGCCAUCAUGCUCGGUGCUGUGUACACAAUGUACAAAGAUUAUGUCAAGAGGACAGGACAGGAUGCUGGAGAGAAGUAGGUCUCCUAUAGGAUCUGAGGCAGUCAGAUGCCCCCUAAACCAGUCCCUGGAAUGCUCCUAAUAAAGUAGUUUUUAGGAAAAUCAA